Molecule: messenger RNA, 1639 nt
Organism: Quercus robur (English oak)
Lineage: Eukaryota; Viridiplantae; Streptophyta; Magnoliopsida; Fagales; Fagaceae
Product: ubiquinol oxidase 4, chloroplastic/chromoplastic
Exons: 9
Coding region: 156-1244 (362 amino acids)
Biological process (GO): alternative respiration
Cellular component (GO): thylakoid; mitochondrion
Molecular function (GO): alternative oxidase activity
Source: RefSeq, a predicted model, not a curated record
AUCUCUUCUAGAAAAACAAAGAAGAAGUAAAAAAAUCCCCGCUCAUCUUCGUCGUCUUGGCGUUUUGAUAUUUGACACUUUUUCCUCAUAUUUCAAUCUCAUUUUUCUUCUCCUUCCUUCAUUCCUCUGCAAAACACAAUAUCAACAACAACAAAAUGAUCACAACGACGUUGUCUUCUACGGCGUUUACAACCUCAGCCUCGCCGUUAAAAGUCAACAGAGACGAUUCCAAACACAAUAACUCAGCUUCCUUUUACUCCCAAAUCCCUUUCCUUUACAACCCUCUUUCCAAAGCUCCAUCAAUUUCCAGGAAGUCAUGUCGGGUCCGAGCAACUGUUUUGAAAGAAAAUGAGGAGAAAGUGGUAGUGGAGGAGUCAUUUCCGGCAAAGACUUCUCCUGGUGAUGGAGGGAAAGGAAGUGGUGGCGAUAACGAACCACCAGAGAGUUCAUCUUCCGAUGCAUUGGAGAGAUGGGCUAUCAAGUUCGAACAAUCCGUGAAUAUCUUUCUCACGGACUCAGUGAUAAAGAUACUCGAUACCUUGUACCAUGAUCGAGAAUAUCCAAGGUUCUUUGUACUGGAAACUAUUGCAAGAGUUCCUUAUUUUGCCUUUAUGUCUGUUCUACACAUGUAUGAGAGUUUUGGUUGGUGGAGAAGAGCAGAUUACAUAAAAGUGCAUUUUGCCGAGAGUUGGAAUGAGAUGCAUCACUUGCUCAUUAUGGAAGAGUUGGGGGGAAAUGCUUGGUGGAUUGAUCGGUUUCUUGCUCAACAUAUUGCAAUCGCUUACUACAUUAUGACAGUCUUAAUGUAUGUUAUAAGCCCUAGAAUGGCAUAUCACUUUUCUGAAUGUGUAGAGGGCCAUGCAUUUGAAACUUACGACAAAUUUAUCAAGGCCCAAGGAGAGGAGUUGAAAAAAUUACCUGCACCUGAGGUUGCUGUAAAAUACUACACUGGAGGUGACUUCUACUUGUUUGAUGAAUUUCAAACGGCAAGAACUCCCAAUUCUCGAAGGCCUAAAAUAGAGAAUUUGUACGACGUGUUUUUGAACAUUAGAGAUGAUGAAGCUGAACAUUGUAAGACGAUGAAAGCCUGUCAGACUCGUGGGAACCUUCGGUCUCCUCAUUCAUAUCCAGAGGAUGCCUCUGAAGAUGACUCUCAAAAUGUCCUUCAUGAAGCCAAUUGUGAAGGUAUUGUAGAUUGCAUAAAGAAAUCUGUCACAUCACCUCCAGCAAAUCAAGAAAUAUGACAGGCAUGGAAAAUUAGCUUACAAUCCAUGGAUAGGGAUACAAUCGUAUAGACAAUCAAUAGAGAUCUAAUAGAUGUCUUGGCUCUUCAAUGAAAGGUUGUUCUACUUUUAUUUUUAUAUUUUACCCACGUUAUAUAGAGCUGAGGAAGAAAUUCAUGCUAUGGUUCAUCAUAAUCUGUGACACAUCUCUUUUGCUUCCUCUCAUAAAUUCAUCUCCACUCCAAGAAUGCUUCCUAGAUGACACAGCCUGAUGAGGAAGCUUAUCAAUGUAAAAUUAAACCGACAUUUUUUUUUUUUUUGGCUAGAUGUAUUAACUCAGAACAAAAGAACUACAAAGAGAGUUUUACGCUUAUGGGGUUCACCUUUAUAUAAGAGGGAUGUAACCAUUACAUCAA